AUGGAGAAUAAAUUGGUUUAGCAGCUUUACCCUAAUACACAAUUUAAUUAAAUUUUCAAAUCAAAACAUAAGUAUAAAAUGUCUUAACCAAAUAAAUAUAAUAAUAACCUUAAAAACAUGAAAUUCAAAGUUUAGUAUCUAAAGAACCAACUUAUUCAAAAGUCAGUUAAAUUUAAUACAGAAAUUAAAAUAAAAAAGAAAUUAGAAAUUAUUUAAACUGAUCAUUUAGCACCAAAAAAAUAAUUAAUUGUUUAUCUUCUUUAAUCCAUUAAUAUUAAUAUUAUCUUGUAGGAGAUGUUUCAAAUAUGUUUUUAUGAAAUGUUGUUAAAUAUGCUCUAAAUAGUCUAAGGCAAUUUAAAAAUUAAUUAAAAAAAUUUUAUUGAUUAACUAAUAAAAUUAUAUCAACAUUGGAUUAAAUUGAUUGAUAAUUAGAGCGCCACAAUCUUGAGAAUGAAUAAGGAAAUAGAUUUACCAUCUAUAAUUAGAUGA
This is a messenger RNA of Paramecium sonneborni, 489 nucleotides long. Lineage: Eukaryota; Ciliophora; Oligohymenophorea; Peniculida; Parameciidae. The record is from the annotation of a GenBank genome assembly.